GGCCGUGCGCCGCCGAGUGAGGGGCCAGCUCGCGGGAGCUGCAGGGGUGGCGGGGGCGAAGGUGGGGACCUGCACGCGGAGGGCGGGCGCAGCUCGCCGCGCCAGGCCGUGUCCCUGUCCGCGGCCGCCCUGCCACCCACCCCCGGUCCCCGCCGGCGGGAGCUCGGGGGCGCCAGGCGGCGGCGCGCUCCUGGCGGCUGCUGGCUGGAUGCGGGACCGGCGCGGACCCGGCGGCGGACGGCGGCUCUGGACUCUGGGAAGCCGAGCGCGCUGGCAUGGCCUCCAACUUUAACGACAUCGUCAAGCAGGGCUACGUGAAAAUCCGCAGCAGGAAGCUGGGGAUUUUCAGACGCUGUUGGUUGGUUUUCAAGAAGGCUUCUAGUAAAGGACCCAGAAGGCUAGAAAAAUUUCCAGAUGAAAAGGCAGCCUAUUUCAGAAACUUCCAUAAGGUAACCGAACUGCACAACAUCAAAAAUAUAACCAGACUGCCUCGGGAGACAAAGAAGCAUGCGGUGGCCAUUAUCUUUCAUGAUGAAACAUCCAAGACAUUUGCCUGUGAGUCAGAGCUGGAGGCCGAGGAGUGGUGCAAGCACCUGUGCAUGGAGUGCCUCGGGACGCGGCUGAACGACAUCAGCCUCGGGGAGCCUGACCUCCUGGCGGCGGGCGUGCAGCGGGAACAGAACGAGCGGUUCAACGUCUAUCUGAUGCCCACACCGAAUCUGGAUAUUUAUGGCGAAUGCACAAUGCAGAUCACUCAUGAAAAUAUCUAUCUCUGGGAUAUCCACAAUGCCAAGGUCAAACUGGUGAUGUGGCCUCUCAGCUCACUGAGGAGAUAUGGGCGGGACUCGACGUGGUUCACCUUUGAGUCAGGAAGAAUGUGUGACACAGGAGAAGGACUGUUCACUUUUCAAACAAGGGAAGGAGAGAUGAUCUAUCAGAAGGUCCAUUCUGCGACGCUGGCCAUAGCUGAGCAACACGAAAGAUUAAUGCUAGAAAUGGAGCAAAAGGCCCGGCUGCAGACAAGCCUGACCGAACCCAUGACGCUAUCCAAAUCGAUCUCUCUCCCUCGGAGCGCGUACUGGCACCACAUCACCCGUCAGAACAGCGUUGGCGAGAUCUACAGUUUGCAAGGUCACGGGUUUGGUUCUUCGAAGAUGUCACGUGCACAGACCUUCCCCAGCUACACCUCGGAGCAGAGCGAAGAGACUCAGCAGUCCUUGUCCCGGUCUAGCAGCUACGGAUUCAGCUACAGCUCCAGCCUCAUUCAAUGACACGCAGAGAGCCGCUGCUGGCCAGAGAGACAGUCUGUCCCAGACCCGCUUGUGGGGGCCUUGUGCCCUCUGCCUCCUGGAAGACCGAUCGCAGCCGAAGUUCAAAUGGGUCGGGUCUAGCCCCAUCCCCGGUGGAAGGUUCAAACCUGGAGUUCCGCUUCCUUGAUGCUGUGGCUAAGUCCUUUAUUUAUUGAAUUUCUUGGGGGCAGGGCACAUCUGUGUUUUACGAAAAUAGAAUCCAAAUCGUGUGGAUAGUCAUUUAUAUAAAAGUGUUUGGGUCUGAGAGCAGCAGAAGCCUGGGCCCCAUGAGCGUUGCCCAUACAGGUUGGUGUGGCACCUGGCAGGGAGCCCCGCGGCUCCGCCCCACCCCGUCUGAUGACAGCACCAGUCCUUCGGCAGAAAGGGGACCCACCACGAGCUGUGUGGCCUGGAAGGUUUUGACAGGGACAAAUCCAAUCGGCCCUACAAAGGGCAUUGUAACUCUCCAUAUAAAUAACCCCAGUGACCACUAAGGGAACACGAAAUUAGAACACACUAGUAAGCAGGGCCUUGUAGCUCUCCUUGUGCGUGUGUGUGCGUGUGUGUGUGCGCGUGCGCACAUGUGUGCGUGUCUAUAGGCCAGUGUAGGUACGGAUAUUGCUACACCCAUCCAUAGCUCAUGAGCAUUAGCAAAUGCGCACUGAGGGUGACAGGUCGCACUCACUGAAAUUGUCGAGAACUGUAAUUUGGUGCAUUCAAUUUUAAGAUUGUUAUGCUGAACAGCUAUUUUUAAAACCGUGCUGUAAAAAAAAAAGGCUUCUUAUUAGCAAAAGUAUUUAUAUAGUCGAGUCUGCUCCUCCGGGAAGUGUGAGGAUGCGAGAAGGGGGAACACUGUGGAGACAAGAGAACCGGUCCAGCCGUCCUCCCUGUCACCUCCCGUGGUCCCUCUGGUGGGUGUUCUCUUGUUGCUCACCACGUGGCUUCUCCCCUAGGCCGCCCUUCUGAGCUAUGUGGGCAAGACUAGGUGUGAUCCCCAGCCGGCCACCAUUUAAUCUCACGAAAAAAGACUCUCACGGAAACACUGUCGAAGAAAGAGAUAAAAAUACCCUUACAAAGAACCGAGCGGUUUUGCAGUCGGGGGCACAACAGGCGCAGGGCUGGAGGGAUUCAGAAUCCCGCAUGCGCUGUCCUCAGACUGCCACCCGGGACGUGCCGUGCACGGCGCAGCCAGAAGUCGCUGGGCUUUCGUUCCUUUUACUGGACACGGUGGGCUGGGACCGUGAGAAAAUGGGUUACAGAUCAUUUUUUUUCAUCCGCCACACUAGUAACAGAUCUUUGAGGUUUAAAGGCAAGUGGUGAUUUCCACAUGAACUGAGGAAGUCUGGCGAAUUCAGGUCACUGUAGAUAGUUUUGCCCUCAAUUUUGGGUUCGGUCAAGUAAACACGAAAACGAUUCUGCCUGCUCCUCCAGUGCCACGGGCCUAAGUGGUCAGCACCCCAGACCCCCCCACCCCGCCCCCACCCCCAGUGUUUGAAACAGCAGUGAGCCCAGCCCCUGUAAGAUGAAAACCUGGUUUCUUUUUCUUAAUAGCAAAACAUUUGAAGCUAUCCAGGUUAGUUUUUUGAAAGGGCACCUGGUUUGCUGGUCUGUGAUAACACUGUUUUCACCCCCACCCAUAGCUCGAACGCAGACGGACAGCUCAUUUCAGGGAAUUCACACAGAAUUCAAUCACUCUGGGUCCCUCUCUGAUAAAUUUGCACUUAGAGCAACGACCUACGCGCUCCACGUCUCUCGGAUAAGUAUGAAAACCCCAUCAAGAUGCUAAUCAUAAGAGUUAAUGUGGCUGUGGAAAAUAAUCACCCUAAGCGUUCAGGGAUAAAAAGAAAAUGGCUCGAACGCUCUGCACUGUGAAUUGUGCUGACUGAGCUGGGAGCCAAGGGCUGGCUCCCGGCGACGGCAGAGCCUUCCCUGAUGUCCCGGUGUCAGGGUUAGACACUCCGAGUUCCUUGAGUCGUGGCAUUAACUCCUGAAAUGCCCAGUGAGACCCCAGAGCGGCUCCCUACUGAGACCAUCCGAGCACAGCUCCUAGUGGCCUGGGGCUCAGAGCCAGGCUCCCGCCCGUCACUCAGUCGAGCUGUUGCUUAGAGACCACGGGUUUCUACAAGGGACUGAUGGGGAAAGGCACUCAGGGGUCCUGGUUCAUGUCUCAGCUUUUACUUUCCUCAGCUUGACCGUGCCCAAAGCACAGACGGCGAGUCCAGGGUCGGGGAGAUUCUGCGAACUGGCUGAGGCUGCUCUUGUGUCUGGCGGGUGGGAGGUACAACACCCGCAGGGAGUUCCCGGAGAACGCCGUUUUCUUGUGACCGUUGCCAGGGAGCACGCCUGAGAGGGCACCAGAGACCAGGCACGGCCUUGGGCCCGUCCCCUCUGAGAACCACGUUCAUAAAAAGAGUCUGCGAGAUAGAUAGAAUGUCCUUCCCAUGUCUUUAUCCAAUCUCACCACAAUGAGAAUAAUGCUAUAACAUAUCUCCUGGGACAUUUUUGGAGAUUUAUUCUAGCACACACCUCUAACUAUACUUACAAUUGUAGCUAAGUCAAAAUUACUAAAUGAACAGAUAGGAAAAUUUAGAUUAACCUAAUGUACUUGACAUAAGGCAGUGCACGUUGUAAUGAAAAUGGCGAGCUGAUAAAUCUUCUACCAAAACCAAAGAUGAAAAGGUAAUGAACCAGACUCCUGGGAUGCCAUGAAAGCAGUUUCACUAGAGCAACUAGGGUGGCCGUAGGCUUGUAUCCGACUCCCUCAAGCUGGUAGGCUUUUGACUACAGACGCCUCCACACUCCGCAAGUCAUUUUUCUCCCUCAAGAAAUAGUAUUGUAUCUUUAAAAUACAUGUGACUUUUCCAUUGUGAGGGAGUGACUCACUGUGAACCAAAGACAUCUUUUGGCUCCUCUGAAAGUGACUCAGUUAGGGUCCCGUCCAGAGGGAGACAGGUGCAUGAAGAGGGUCCCAAUCUCCACGUCAGGCGGGGAGAGGACAGCGAUGAUGGAACCCAACCCGCGUCAUCAGGGGUCCUCUCGGGGCAGAGCCGGCCUGGGUGGGGGGGGGGCAUACACGCUCCACAGAAGGGUUACACGAGCAGAUUUACUUCUUAUGUCCCCAGUUUUUUCCUCGGAUAAUAUGAAUGGUACUUGUGACGUUAUAUUUCAAAUGCAUAAAAGUAUAAAGUCACUUUAACCCAAAUAGCUUACUGUUCUGAUGAGGGCAGAAGGAGACACAACGUUCACUCAUUCACUGAGCGACUGGGAGGCACCUGGAACUGGUCAAUUGGUGCAGGUGCAAAUAUUUAGGAAUCAAUAGGUUCUGGCCACUAACACCAUUUGAACGUAAUGAAAUAAAAAACAUAUUUACUUAUAUAUCAGAGAAGAUGCUGUUAGAUAGGGGAUGUGAAGGGAAGUGACACGUAUAUAUUAAAAGCAAACCUCACUUCUUUCAACCAAGUACUAACUGGAAUACUAGUCCUCGUCUCUUGUUGUACAGGUUUUCUCUGACUUCACUGGGUGAUUACGUUUGAAAAUCAUCUAUCACCUAUAAAAUGGUCAACCAGUUAUACUUUCCACCACAGAAACAGUGAACUGAUAAAUAACUACACUAUUAGCAGUUUCUACACAUCCAGCGUAUUGCAUGUGCUAUCUUUGUAGCAGAUAUUAAAACACAUCAUAAAAAUUGAUGUCUGCCCCUCAUUCUUUGGCCAAUAUCUCAGAAAACAUUGUAAAAAAAAAAAAGCAUGAGUACACUGUUCCCUAGGCAAUUUGAGCCACUUCCUAAAAUUGACCAUUAAUGAUACAGUGAAAACGAGCUAAGCAAAUGAUAGACAUAUUCUUAUAAAAGCAUUGUAGGCCAGUUUUAGUUAUUACAACACAGUGCGAUAAAUGGGCAAGAUACAUUCAGUGAGGCUGAGCCUAAAGACCUUUAAUACUUCAUGUUAAAACAAAUAAUAUGCUAAAAAGUGCUCAAAGUGAAGAGUAUGCAUUUUCUUCAAUUCUAUUAAUAUGUUAUGUCUAUUGAUAUCUUGCGAUUUCAAAUUACUAUACUAAUAAUUACUUAUACUUACAAUCCACAAACUGUGGCCUUCUCAAAUAGAUAAAAGUUUGCCUACUAGUCAUACUUGUACAUUAAUAAUUACAGUAAUAGGUAAUGUGCUACACAAAUGAAUUUCUAGCCAGUGAAUUUCUGGAGUGUGGUUUCCCAUGGCAGGGGCCAAGGAGGACGGCACCAAUUUAGAUAAGAUUAUAAAGACUCCAAUGAAAUGUCCAGAUUUACUUUCCUAACAUUCUAACCUUGGUUCCACGUCCCAGACUUGGCCUUCUUUACGAGUUUCGGUGAGUGCUAAGUGUGCAAGACGACAUCCAUUGUAUCAAUUUUGAAGUUAGAGCACAAAGACAGCAUGUGACCAACAAGUGUGCUUCCUUUAGUUGAGUGAAAAUUAUAGCUGAGGGAAAAUUAUUUAACACCAAAGAACGUGUAGGCAAAUCCUGGUGGUCACGUGUCUCCUCAGUCACGUGAGGAUCCUUUUUGGAGAGCCCACCUCGUGAGAGUUUCGACGUGAAGAUACAUUAUCAGCGAGACGGGUGGGGGCUGAACGUGCCAGAAGAGACACACACUACUAUGUAUGCAUUCCCCAUAAACGUACUUGGAAGUUUAACCCGCCCCCUCCUCCCUGGAACUACCACCAGUCCUUACCUUCUUACUGGAGACUGUGCACCUUUGUUGAUCAUUUCUAUCAUUUAUUUCACUAAGCGGGGUGUUAGGUAGUUGUUUAUAGACUCCGGUGGAAGUAUCGUGAGAUUUGAGGCACAUUUUCUAGCUAGGCGGAAUGCUAGCUGGCUCUGGAAGCGGGCGUGUAGAGUAAAGGUCCCACUGUGUGUUCCGCUCGGGAGAAAACUGACCCCCAUGCAUGUUGUAAUGUAUUCAAAGGCAGGGAUGGGGGGGGGGCGGGGCCAGCAGGCUCCAGGUGAAUGGGGGGAUGGGGCUAGCAGGCUUCGGGUCCGGGAAUGUUUCCUUGGCUCCGUCGAGUCUCCCGGGGACAGGUAGUGGGAGCUGAUACAUGCCACAUGGCCUGUAAGGUAACAGGCCCUUAGACUUGUGUUUUCCAAAUUCUUCAGAUGUUCCUAACCCCUUCUGGACUCAUCGCCAACUGUAUAUCAAUAGAGAGGCUUUAUGGGGUGAUUCAUUAUGCUUCCAGGUCAUGAAUGAUUGGUAUAAGUGUUACUAUUUCCAUCAAUCAGUUCUUUGUUGGAAAUUCAGACAACUGUUCUAAGAUGAUGGUCAAACUAAAAAAAAAUAGGUGUCUAUGUGUUGUAUUCCUACUAAUUUGUCAUGCUGUAACUAUGAUUAUUAUUUUGGAGAUUUUUAUUACUCUGUAGCACUUCAGUUUAAUUAUUUACAGCAUCUGUCACAGCUUUGUUAGGGAAUGAUAAUAUGAGGGCUAUAGUUUUUUUCACACGGACUUCAAAAAUCUUCCACUUUCAACUGAAAUUUGGGGAGUAACUUUUUUUUUAACUUUAUAUCAAGUUUUCCCUUAUAUAAUUACAUAGGCAAUUAUUUCAAUUAAUUGAAGUUUAGAUAAAUUAGACAGAAGUUAAAGUUACUAAACAAUAUGAAAACCAUAUUUUAUGUGUGAUUUUCCUGUACUUUCCUUAGUUCAAAAUUUUAAUAUCUUGUAAACAUUUCAAGGAAGGGAAAAACCACACUUGUAACAGGAAUGUGUCAACUUCCUCCUAAUAAUUCUGUUUAAUACUUUUUUAUUUUGCCUCACCUCCUGUGUCUGCUACCCUAAUCUGUAUUCCAUAUUCUGGGCUUAUUUUAUUAGCUGAUACAAUUAACGUUCUCAAUCUGCUCUCUGCUUUGUGGAUGAUUUUAGACUUAAAAACAACAUAAAAUCAGCUCAUUCUGUAGACACAGGAUUGUGCCCCCAGUGAGUAGGGUGUCUACCCCGACCCCAUAGCUGUGUUCAUGUUGGAAUUUGAUUGUCGUUUUAAUUCACCCAACUAACCCACAGUCUCGUAAGACUUACUUAUUUUCAGGAGUCUAAAAUUUAAAAACCCAAAUUUAGAAAAAAGAAGAUUAAGAUAACGAUUUAAUUUACUUUUUAAAGUCACUGCGGGUUUUCUCUCAAAGAAAACAUUCUGGAAGGGGUUUUUAUGGUUUUUCAAUAUCAUUAACUACUGGACAGAGAGGUUGAAAAUCAGGGAAGAAUGAAAAAUAAAAUGAUAGUAGUAUCUUGAUAUUCAGUAUAAAUCAGAAAUUAACAUGAUGUAUAUAAAAAUGAUAGUAUCUUCAUAUCCAACAUCAACCAGAAAUUGACAUAAGUCAAUAUGAAAUCAUUUGAUUAAUAAAAUUCAGAUUUCCAUGUCUAUCGCGCAAUUCAAGAAACAAUGCUUAUCCCUAUCAAAAAAUACAUGUGUCCGUGGGUGGAGUGCAGAAAGAGACUUCACAUUUUUGUGAAGGCUUGAAUUAGAAAAGAGAGAUUCUUUGCAGUUCUAAGACUGGGUUACUUCGGAGAUAGCCCUCAGUCUACUGCAGCCAUCGGUCCCCUCCCUGACGACAGAUGACCGGUAAGAGCCAGCCCCGUCUGGGCUGCAGGCAACGGAGGCCUCCCUGAGCACCCUUGUCACAUCAGCCCUCACACACACACACACACACACACACACACACUUUUGACUUUGACCUCCUCGGGAUGUCCCCCUGGAGUAAUCUUUUUCUCGGGUCCACACAGAAAUCUCCCAUCUUGAAAUAUCCUUGUCCCUAUGAAUCUUCAAAAGGUAUUAAAUUAUGUGUGUUAUGUGUUUGCUUUCUGUCAAUUCUUUUUUUUAAUUUAUAUAUACUUUGUGAAGUCUUAUACUAUAUAUUCUAUAGGGCUUAUCAUUUGUCAUUGAUUAAAUAGAAUGCUUAUGAUCAUUUUGAUAAAAUAGCUUUGGACCCUACAUCCCUGUUAAGAAGUAAAAUGCCUGUUAUAAAUGUAUUUCUUCUGGAAAAUAUAUCAUUUGAUACACUUUAUUUUUAAUCAUGAUCUAUUCCAGGUAAUAGUUUGGGGACAUUUGUACUUAAAUAUUAGCUGAGCUACCUUUUGGAAUGGAAUGAAAAGGAAUACUAUCCCUGGAAAUUAAAUGUAAAUAUCUGGCAGAACAGAACAUAUUAUAGUAAUGAGGCAAUAAUAAAAUUAGGAAAUUAAAUUAUUUUUAAAUCUGUCUAUGUGAUUUUUCCCCUUGGUAAAAAAUGUAUAAAAUACAUAGUUCAAAAAUUACCUUCUAAAUUGAUAGUUUCUAUAUCACAAUCCUCAAUACAUAAACUAUUGUUAAUAAUGUCUUACUUAUAGUUAUAAGAAAUUUGCAGUUGAGAUUGCUACCAAGAGGAUCAUUUAUAGUUGUGCAAUAUUAAAAUCUCC
Phyllostomus discolor (pale spear-nosed bat) is the source of this 8695-nucleotide messenger RNA. It is a transcript of the gene DOK6, whose product is annotated as docking protein 6. Lineage: Eukaryota; Metazoa; Chordata; Mammalia; Chiroptera; Phyllostomidae. Bases 276 to 1271 code for a protein of 331 amino acids. The record is from RefSeq and is a predicted model, not a curated record. The transcript has 9 exons. Gene Ontology annotation, biological process: cell surface receptor protein tyrosine kinase signaling pathway; positive regulation of MAPK cascade. Gene Ontology annotation, cellular component: cytoplasm.